AUGAUGAAAGAAGCCCAAAAACAGCAAGAACAAGUCAAGACUGUCGACAGCUCUCAGGAAGUGGGCGGAGUCGUAGACGGGAGUACCGAGGAUUCUGCAUCUUCGGAGGUACAUACAACGCUAUCACCACCUGGUACUAUUCAUGUGGGACCGGAUACUAUUGUGAAGAAUGGAAGAGAGCAUAUUCAUGAUCCAGAGCACGGGAAUGAUGACGUCAUCAUAGAUCAUAAAAUGCAAAAAGUGCAAAUGUUCGGAGGAGAAGAUGUGGAGAUCGGUGGGAAUUCUGAAAUGCCGAAAAGUGACCACGUCCACCAUCAUAAGCAGCCAUACAACCCGGAUGCUGUAAUGGAGAAGCAAGAAUUCAAGAAAGGAUGGGCACCCACUGAAAUCCUAUGGUCACCGAGUAUCAUGGCGAAUGGGUAUAAUGGUGGAGUGAGACGACCCGACUAUAGACAUUUUGUCGCCGCGCAACGACAUUAA
Caenorhabditis remanei is the source of this 480-nucleotide messenger RNA. RefSeq lists its product as uncharacterized. The transcript has a single exon. The record is from RefSeq and is a predicted model, not a curated record. Lineage: Eukaryota; Metazoa; Nematoda; Chromadorea; Rhabditida; Rhabditidae. Bases 1 to 480 code for a protein of 159 amino acids.